GGACGCGGACCCGGAGCCCGGGAGGGCAGGCGCGCCGGGCAGUAGCCGGCAUCGCCGCCCUGCUGACCAUGAAUGGGAUGGCCAAUGUGAAUUCUGCCAGCCGCCCCCACUAUGCCUCCUCCAUCCCUGUGCCUCGUGCUUCUUCCCAGACCCGGAUUCGGACACCUGCUGCUUCCCCCCAGCUGCGGCCGCGCCAGGCUGGCCUGGCCCUCAGUCCCCAGCGCGCAGCCUCCCCAAGACUGGGCAGGGCUGCAGGCCCUGCCAGAAACUUAUCUCCGAAGGCCUCCGUGGGGAGGGGCUCGCCCAAGGCUGCCAGGGCAGGGAAGGAGCCGGCUGAGGGUGCUGAAGGUCUCUCUGGCUCCCCAUGGAGCAGCCCCCGGGUGACCCCGAGAGCGGCCCCCUCCAGCAGCCGGGCUGGGUCCAGAAGAGUUGGGGAGACACCGAGCACCCAUGCAAAGAGGCAAAAGGCCCAGGAAGGGACCCCAGUGCGCCAGACCCGCGGCAGGAGCCCAUCCCGGACCAGUUCUCAUGGAGAGGCCCAACUACCGGGGGCUCCCGAAGACCAGAAACCUCCCGGCUGGCCAGGAAGAGACCACAGGGACAUUGACUACAUGGCUGCUGGGGCGCCCAGGUCCCUGGAGCCUGAGGAAGACGCAGCUUCAGUGGCUUCCUCUCCCGCUUGCAGCCCAGCACGGAGCACACGCCCCUCCCCCACCCCAGGGGCCAUUAGCUUCUCCUCCGUCCAUCAGCAGAGCCAGCCGGUCACUGCCACGGUGGCGCCCUUCCAGUACAGGCUGCAGAAAGACCAGGAACCGGGCCCCACACCCCAGGGCAGCUGGGCCCUUGAUGGCUACUCUGCACCCUCCGGGAGGGCUGAGGAGAGCGUCUCCUGCAUGGACGCGCGGAUCGUCCAUGCGCUCCUCGCGGGCAGAAUGCUGGGCAGCGGCGUCAAGAGCGCGCAGCCCGAGGUGGAGCUGAGCGGCGGCGGCGGCGGCGACGAGGGCGCGGACGAGGCGCGGGGCGCGGGCAGGAAGGCGGCCGCGGCGGACGGCAGAGGCAUGCUGCCCAAGCGCGCCAAGGCGCCCGGCGGCGGCGGCGGCAUGGCCAAGACGAGCGCGGCCGAGCUGAAGGUCUUCAAGUCCGGCAGUGUGGACAGCCGUGUCCCCGGCGGGCCGCCGGCCUCCAACCUGCGCAAGCAGAAGUCGCUCACCAACCUCUCGUUCCUCACCGACUCCGAGAAGAAGCUGCAGCUGUGUGAGCCCGCAUGGAGCGACGACAUGGCCAAGGCGCCCAAGGGUUUGGGCAAGCUGGGCUCCAAGGGCCGCGACGCUCCGCUGAUGUCCAAGACGCUGUCCAAGUCAGAGCACUCGCUCUUCCAGGCCAAGGGCGCCCCGGCGGGCGGCGCCAAGACCCCCCUGGCCCCGCUCGCGCCCAGCCUGGGAAAGCCGAGCCGGAUCCCGCGCGGACCCUACGCAGAGGUCAAGCCGCUCAGCAAGGCGCCGGAGGCGGCCGUGAGCGACGACGGCAAGUCGGACGACGAGCUGCUUUCUAGCAAGGCCAAGGCGCAAAAGGGCUCGGGGCCGGUGCCCUCCGCGAAGGGCCAGGAGGAGCGCGCUUUCCUCAAGGUGGACCCUGAGCUCGUGGUCACGGUGCUGGGCGACCUGGAACAGCUGCUCUUCAGCCAGAUGUUGGACCCAGAGUCCCAGAGGAAGAGGACGGUGCAGAACGUUCUGGAUCUCCGACAGAACCUGGAAGAGACCAUGUCCAGCCUGCGAGGCUCCCAGGUGACGCACAGCUCGCUGGAGAUGACCUGCUAUGACAGCGAUGACGCCAACCCUCGGAGCGUGUCCAGCCUCUCCAACCGCUCGUCACCUCUCUCCUGGCGCUACGGCCAGUCCAGCCCGCGGCUGCAGGCGGGCGACGCGCCCUCGGUGGGGGGGAGCUGCCGCUCAGAGGGGCCGCCGGCCUGGUACAUGCACGGGGAGCGGGCCCACUACUCCCACACCAUGCCCAUGCGCAGCCCUAGCAAGCUCAGCCACAUCUCCCGCCUGGAGCUGGUGGAGUCCCUGGACUCCGACGAGGUGGACCUCAAGUCUGGCUACAUGAGCGACAGUGACCUCGUGGGCAAGACCAUGACAGAGGAUGACGACAUCACCACCGGCUGGGAUGAGAGCAGUUCCAUCAGCAGCGGGCUCAGCGAUGCCUCGGACAACCUCAGCUCGGAAGAGUUCAACGCCAGCUCCUCACUCAACUCCCUCCCGACCACUCCCACGGCUUCCCGCAGGAACUCUACAGUAGUGCUACGCACCGACUCAGAGAAGCGCUCCCUGGCAGAAAGUGGGCUGAGCUGGUUCAGCGAAUCCGAGGAGAAGGCCCCCAAGAAACUGGAGUACGAUAGUGGUAGCCUGAAGAUGGAACCUGGGACUUCCAAGUGGCGGAGAGAGCGGCCUGAGAGCUGUGAUGAUUCGUCCAAGGGUGGGGAGCUGAAGAAGCCCAUCAUCCUGGGGCACCCCGGCUCCCUGAAGAAGGGCAAGACGCCCCCGGUGGCUGUCACUUCCCCCAUCACCCAUACAGCGCAGAGCGGCCUCAGAGUCGCAGGCAAACCUGAAGGCAAAGCCACGGACAAGGGCAAGCUCGCCGUGAGAAACACUGGGCUGCAGCGCUCCUCCUCCGACGCCGGCCGGGACCGCCUGAGUGAUGCCAAAAAGCCGCCGUCGGGCAUCGCCCGGCCCUCCACUUCGGGGUCCUUCGGCUACAAGAAGCCCCCUCCUGCCACAGGCACCGCCACCGUCAUGCAGACGGGUGGCUCGGCCACUCUGGGCAAGAUCCAGAAGUCCUCGGGCAUCCCAGUGAAGCCCGUUAACGGGCGCAAGACGAGCUUGGAUGUGUCUAACAGCGCAGAGCCCGGCUUCCUGGCUCCCGGAGCCCGUUCCAACAUCCAGUACCGCAGCCUGCCCCGGCCGGCCAAGUCCAGCUCCAUGAGCGUGACCGGUGGACGGGGCGGACCACGCCCCGUCAGCAGUAGCAUUGACCCCAGCCUCCUCAGCACCAAGCAAGGGGGCCUCACUCCCUCCAGACUGAAGGAGCCUUCCAAGGUGGCCAGUGGGCGGACCCCACCGGCUCCCGUCAACCAGACGGACCGGGAAAAGGAGAAGGCCAAAGCCAAGGCAGUGGCCUUGGACGCCGACAACAUCUCCCUGAAGAGCAUCGGCUCCCCGGAAAGUACUCCCAAGAACCAAGCAAACCACCCACCGGCCGCCAAGCUGGCGGAGCUGCCGCCGACCCCUCUCAGGACCACUGCUAAGGGCUUUGUCAAGCCGCCCUCACUCGCCAACCUGGACAAGGUCAACUCCAACAGCCUGGACCUACCAUCGUCCAGCGACCCCCAUGCUUCCAAAGUCCCAGAUCUUCAUCCCACAAGCUCCACCUCGGGGGGUGCUCUCCCUUCUUGCUUCACCCCCAGUCCAGCGCCCAUCCUCAAUAUUAACUCCGCCAGCUUCUCCCAGGGCCUGGAGCUCAUGAGCGGUUUCAGUGUCCCAAAGGAGAGCCGCAUGUACCCCAAACUCUCGGGCCUGCACAGGAGCAUGGAGUCCCUCCAGAUGCCGAUGAGCCUGCCCAGUGCCUUCCCCAGCAGUCCACCCGUCCCUGCCCCCCCUGCCCCAGCUGCUGCCCCGCCAGAGGAAGAGGCUGAAGAGCUGAGCUGGACUGGAAGCCCCAGAGCCGGGCAGUUGGACGGUAACCAGAGGGAUCGGAACACUCUUCCCAAAAAAGGGCUCAGGUACCAGCUGCAGUCCCAGGAGGACACCAAGGAGAGGCGGCACUCCCACACCAUCGGCGGGCUGCCCGAGUCCGACGACCAGUCCAAGCUGCCUUCCCCCCCUGCACUCUCCAUGUCCUUGAGUGCAAAGGGCCAGCUUACCAACGUAGUGAGUCCCACUGCGGCCACCACGCCAAGAAUCACUCGCUCCAACAGCAUCCCCACCCACGAGGCCGCCUUCGAGCUGUACGGCGGCUCCCAAAUGGGGAGCACCCUGUCCCUGGCCGAGAGACCUAAGGGGAUGAUUCGGUCAGGAUCCUUCCGAGACCCCGCGGAUGAUGUCCACGGCUCCGUGCUGUCCCUGGCCUCCAGCGCCUCCUCCACCUACUCCUCACAAAUCCGGAAGCUUCGUAGGGAGCUGGAGUCAUCCCAGGAAAAAGUGGCCACCUUGACGUCUCAGCUUUCAGCCAAUGCUAACCUCGUGGCUGCCUUCGAGCAGAGCCUGGUGAAUAUGACGUCCCGCCUGCGACACUUGGCAGAGACAGCCGAGGAGAAGGACACCGAACUGCUGGAUCUGCGAGAAACCAUAGAUUUUCUGAAGAAGAAGAACUCCGAGGCCCAGGCCGUCAUUCAGGGAGCCCUCAAUGCCUCAGAAGCCACGCCCAAAGAACUUCGGAUCAAGAGACAGAACUCCUCAGACAGCAUCUCCAGCCUCAACAGCAUCACUAGCCAUUCCAGCAUUGGCAGUGGCAAGGAUGCUGAUGCGAAGAAGAAGAAGAAAAAGAGCUGGCUACGAAGUUCCUUUAACAAAGCCUUCAGUAUAAAAAAGGGACCCAAGUCUGCUUCCUCGUACUCGGACAUCGAGGAGAUUGCCACGCCCGACUCCUCCGCCCCAUCGUCCCCCAAGCUGCAGCACGCUUCCACAGAGACCGCCUCGCCCUCCAUCAAGUCCUCCAACUCCUCCUCCGUGGGCACUGAUGUCCCCGAGGGCCCUGCUCACCCAGUUCCCCACACUACCAGGCUGUUCCACAGCAAUGAGGAAGAGGAGCCGGAGAAAAAAGAGGUCUCGGAGCUGCGCUCCGAGCUGUGGGAGAAGGAGAUGAAGCUGACGGACAUCCGCCUGGAGGCCCUCAACUCGGCCCACCAACUGGACCAGCUUCGGGAGACCAUGCACAACAUGCAGUUGGAGGUGGACCUGUUGAAAGCAGAGAACGACCGGCUGAAGGUAGCCCCCGGCCCCUCCUCAGGCUGCACCCCAGGGCAGGUCCCUGGAUCAUCUGCUCUGUCGUCCCCUCGCCGCUCCCUGGGCCUUGCACUCACCCAGUCCUUCAGCCCAAGUCUCACGGACACAGAACUGUCACCCAUGGAUGGCAUCAGCACUUGCGGUCCCAAGGAGGAAGUGACCCUGCGGGUGGUGGUCCGGAUGCCCCCCCAGCACAUCAUCAAAGGGGACUUGAAGCAGCAGGAGUUCUUCCUGGGCUGUACCAAAGUCAGUGGAAAAGUUGACUGGAAGAUGCUGGAUGAAGCCGUUUUCCAAGUAUUCAAGGACUAUAUUUCCAAAAUGGACCCAGCCUCCACCCUGGGACUCAGCACUGAGUCCAUCCACGGCUACAGCAUCAGCCACGUGAAGCGCGUGCUGGACGCAGAGCCCCCCGAGCUGCCCCCUUGUCGCCGCGGUGUCAACAACAUCUCCGUGUCUCUCAAAGGUCUGAAGGAGAAGUGCGUGGACAGCCUGGCCUUCGAGACGCUCAUCCCCAAGCCCAUGAUGCAGCACUACAUCGGCCUCCUGCUCAAGCACCGGCGCCUCGUGCUCUCGGGCCCCAGCGGCACGGGCAAGACCUACCUGACCAACCGGCUGGCCGAGUACCUGGUGGAGCGCUCGGGCCGCGAGGUCACCGAAGGCAUCGUCAGCACCUUCAACAUGCACCAGCAGUCGUGCAAGGAUCUGCAGCUGUACCUCUCCAACCUGGCCAACCAGAUAGACCGGGACACGGGGAUGGGGGACGUGCCCCUGGUGAUCCUCUUGGAUGACCUGAGUGAAGCAGGUUCCAUCAGUGAGCUGGUCAACGGGGCCCUCACCUGCAAGUACCACAAAUGUCCAUAUAUUAUAGGCACCACCAACCAGCCGGUAAAAAUGACACCCAACCAUGGCUUGCACUUGAGCUUCAGGAUGCUAACCUUCUCCAACAACGUGGAGCCAGCCAACGGCUUCCUGGUCCGCUACCUGCGGAGGAAGCUGGUGGAGUCGGACAGCGACGUGAACGCCAACAAGGAGGAGCUGCUGCGGGUGCUGGACUGGGUGCCCAAGCUCUGGUACCACCUCCACACCUUCCUGGAGAAGCACAGCACCUCCGACUUCCUCAUCGGCCCUUGCUUCUUUCUGUCCUGUCCCAUUGGCAUCGAGGACUUCCGGACCUGGUUCAUUGACCUGUGGAACAACUCCAUCAUUCCUUAUCUCCAGGAAGGGGCUAAGGAUGGAAUCAAGGUCCAUGGACAGAAAGCUGCUUGGGAGGACCCAGUGGAGUGGGUCCGGGACACUCUCCCAUGGCCGUCAGCUCAACAAGACCAGUCCAAGCUGUACCACCUGCCCCCGCCCACCGUAGGCCCUCACAGCAUCGCCUCACCUCCUGAGGACAGGACAGUCAAAGACAGCACCCCGAGUUCUCUGGACUCAGAUCCCCUGAUGGCCAUGCUGCUGAAACUUCAAGAAGCUGCCAACUACAUUGAGUCUCCGGAUCGAGAGACCAUCCUGGACCCCAACCUCCAGGCCACGCUGUGAGGGCACAGGGCUCACUGGAGCCCCGGACGGCAGAGGGCUGGCAUCGGCUGCGUCAGUUCCUCCUCUGCCCUCCCUUCUCCUCAACCACCGGCCCCCAGCCCCAGGAGGAGAACAGGAGGGAGGAGGAGGUGGGAGAAGGCGGGCGGGUUCUUGGUGCUGCACCUUCAAGAACUUCCUAGUCAGGAUUGGUGGGGUCGAGUUGGGAACGUUGUCCCCUAAAUACAUGUACUGGCCUCCUCUCGUGACUUUGGGGAAAAGAUGAUCAUAGGUCUUUUCCUCCAUUUCCUGUCUCAAUUACAAACUCCUGGGCUUUCUGGAGGGGGGUGGAUUCCGAAGACAUGGAAAAAUUGCAGCAUUCCUGAUUCUUGCAAACGUGUGGGGAAAGCUGAGGGAGGCAGGAAGCCCCCAGAUUGUCUCACAGCCCCUCCCCAAGUCCAUCGCCGCUGCCAACAACUCUUCUCGGAGAUCUGGCUGGAGCCCAGAAAAUGAAGCAUGUAGUUUACACAAUGUUUAAAUCAAUCCAUAAAAGGUUUAAAAGAAAAAAAAAAAAGAAAGAAAAGAAACACGGAGAAGAUGAAGCUGGAGAGGGGGAACCAGUUGCCCCGGCAGAAAGAGCGCUGCCCACUCCACCUUCCACUUCGUAAGGGGAGGUUGAUGCUGUGGCCACCAGGCUAAGUCAGCAGACCACAGAAAUGACAUCACAGCCUGCAGAGAGACACCUGCCCUCUAUUUAACAUACACACACGAGAGUCAAUAAACCCUACUUCUUUAUUUUUUAUUUCUGCUUUCUAAUUUUGUUUCUAUUUUUUUCCUCCCUUGCAUUUGCUUUCUUAUUUUCCUUUUCUUUUCCUUUGUUUUGCUUCUUCCAUUUCCUCACUUGUCCACAAGAUGCUGGGCUGCUUUUCCAGGGGCUGGUUUGGCUUUUCCAAGGGAAGUCCUUUGGAGAAUCUGAUGCCAUCCAGCUGGCACCAGCUAGACACCUGCCAUGCCGCUGGCCUUGGCAGCUAUGGCUGCGGGGCUUUGAUGAGACACCAAACUCUGGCUCAGACGUAGUGGGAGAAGAGGAGCCGAGUUCCCUUGAUUCCCUUCUGAAAAAGCACACAAUCCGCCUGGGAGCCCAAUUGCCAGCCUCUGGUGUGCGAGGGGAGAGCCACAGCUGGACAGAUCUACUCUGAGCUUCAUCACGGACUGGAGGAGGACCAAGGAAUUGGAAAUAUUUCUCUGUCUUGUGACUUUCUGGCUCCUCACUGCACUAUUCCAACAGUAGCCACUUUGCCUGAGUGAAUCUCAAUACCUGGCUAGCCCAUGCUGUCUGACGAGUAAAUAUUCACUUAGAGGAGACUGGAUCUCCCAUGAGAGGUACCACAGUCAGAAGAGGAGGCUCAGGGAGUUUGAUUGGUGACCAACAUCUGCCUUCCAAAGAGAUCCCACCUGGGGCCCCUUUCCUCUUGCCCUGAAGAGCUGGGAGUCUGUUCUUCACUUGAGAAGUGCUUGCUGAGUACUUAGUAGCAGACUCUAGAUUGAAAAAAAAGAACAUCUGGGUCCUCAAGUUCAAGUCCAGUAGGAAAGGGAAGCUCCAUUCAGUGCACGCCUCCUCGUUAUCUACACAUUUGGGAUUGUCUAAGAAACAUAGCUGGAACCCAGGGCGUGAACAAAAAAGAAACCUUUGAUUACAUGUCCGGCACAUCAGGGUGGAAGGUCAGUUAAGAUAAAGCCUGAGGGACAAUGGGAUGUGGCUUGUCUGGAGUGGCAAGUCUGCUCCCUGCCAUUUCUGAAGGCCUUGCUGGGGUGGGAUUCCCGGCUGAGCUGCCUGAGAAGCUGUUUCAGGUCUCUGUAGAUCAGGGAUAUGUGCUGGGCCUGCACCAGGUGUUUGCUCUUCAGAUUCCUAAGUGGCACAAGACUCCAUCAGAAUCUUUAGCUCUACGAACCUGGAUCCCUGCCCCGCCCAUCUGAUUCUUCGUAGGAGAACGUUUUCAUUUAGGUCCGCAACAUGGUGCAGAUGACACUCCCCCUCCCCCACCCCAAGCUUCUGCAUUCACCUGGCAGGUCCUGAGGACGACAGGGUCAUCCAUGCUGGAAACUUAUUGCUAUUGCUGCUAAUUCCAUGAGCUGUGAAGACCCCCCCACCAACUGGGCUGUACAUCGUGCAACUCUGGGGUGAGAUGGAGCUGUCCGAGGAUGGUGCUGAACUCACUGCCUUAAGGUCUCUGCUGUGCAGAAUGAGGAGGCCCCAAAGCCAAGGGUUCCAGCUCAGCAGGAAGAGAAGACCAGACCGGACGGGCCUACUUUGGACCUAGGCCUCUUGAUUGCCAGCCGGAGCUCCAGGGCAUGGCCAGGCUCAGGCUUCUAACGCCAUUUUAAUCGGAUGGCCGAGCCCUUAAUUCUCUGCUUUCUGGUGCUGCCCAGCCAGUGCCUUCUGUCGUGGAUGUUGCUGGCCACUUGAGAAGGAGGAGAGGGGAAACCCCUUCUUCCACUCUAGCUGCCUCAGACCCUAAAGGGAUUCUUGACUCUCUGGUAACCGUGGAUACCACCAUGAAUCUUACCUGGAUCCUUGGCAGGUUGAUUCUGAAGGCUGCUUGUGCUGUGACUGCGCUUCUGUGCCUGGGAUCCACCAACCCCUGAGUUGACCUCUGCAUUUAGCAUUUCCUCUAGAAAGUGUGUUCCCAUCUGGGGAGGUGUUCUUGAAGCCUCAGCUUUCCCUCUGGAGCCUGGGACCCUGUUUACAGUUGCACAUCUGGGCCCCUCGCCAAGGGGAUCAAUCAUCUCACAGAGGAAUCGUGGCUGGCAGCAACUGCAAGAUGUUGGGCCUCCUCACGGUGCUAUAACCCCUUGGGAUGCUCAUCAGACUUCCAGAAAACCGGAGCUGCCCCAUCACUGCCCUGGAACUAACGACAAGGAGCAAAUCCACGGACUCAUGUCCUAUCUACACGGCUGUUUUUUGGUAGAGAACACUGGGAUCACUCAGCAAAGAAAAACUGGGUCCCCUGGCUAAAUUCUCAGUCCCAGGCACCUUCAGAAAAAUCCAGCCUAAUGCUGGAACCUGUGCUACACCCCUCCUCUCCAGCCCCUCAACUCCAUCCUUCACCAGAGUUGGCUGGUACAUGACUUGGUUCAGUACCCAACGUCACCCUAUGGGGAGAGCCACAAAUCCAGCAGAGGCUCCUCGGCAGAGUCCCUCUCAUCUCUGGAUGAAGAAGACCAACACAUGUUGUCCAAUGUACUUGUUUCUCAGUCCCUGCCUAGGCACUAAAAAUAAAAUACUAGGUAAUUGGAGGCUAAUCUGGGACCUAAUGCGUCUGUGUGUGUGUGUGCGCGUGUGUCACACAAGAGCAGUUUGCUGUUGCUGUUUCCUUCUGAGGCUUCAUGGAGUAUUUUUUUAAAAAUCUAUGCUUUGUGGCAACUCUACGGUGCUUAUCUCUGUCUGUGUAGCUCCUUAUGCCAGUGUCUUUUAUGGAGUCUAACCAUUGGGAAGGUAGAGGCUGAUAGGGAAGAAUCUGUUGCAAGAGCUUGGACAGCCCCUACGGUGAAGUCUGUGUGGGUCGGUAGACUAUGUUUUGCUCUUGAAUUCCCAACCUCCUAAGUAAUCUAUCGAUAAUCCUUAAGGAUGUAAGACGAACUAAUGAUUUCUGUGCUCCUUUCUGAUUUUCCUUGUUUACAUGACUCUCCGUGGACCUCAUCUUGCUGUCCACAUCGAGCUCCCUGAGACAAGGGACACACGUUCAGGGGCAGAAAGUAGAGCUCACAUCAUACAUCAUCACCUGGGAAGGCACCUGUAUUCGGGAUCACAACCUACAGGUGAAAAUUGCCAAACUGAAUGGAACUCCUGAAGGAUCAAGGAGAUAUUUACACAAGACUUUAGAGAUUCUUCAUUGCAAGGUGUUGGGGAAGCUGUCCUAAUUGCAUAUUUAACACAGGGUUCAAGUGCUGAAAUAGCCGAGACCACCAAACACAGCUCCUCCUUAUGCAUCACACUUUUAACUCUGGGCAUUGGCCAAGCAGAAGCUGUUAAGUAGCAGACCUUAGGGACACUGUUCCCCAAAGCCUGAAGAUGUCGCCCCUGACGAUUGAAUCAGCUUUAGAUUUUCAUGAGACCUCAGUCAACCUGAUCAGGAACACGUGGGGUAGCCAGCUUGGCUGUCCCACCACCCAGGGCGAUGUAUGUGUGAAUGUUCAGCCUAGCUCUGGCCCCAAGCACUGCCAGCCACAGACCCUAGAAAAGGUAGAAAUAAACUAGAAGAUCUUACAGCCUUGAAGGGAGGACACCAUUGAGACCAAGACAGCUGGAAAUUAAACCAGUGUUUACUGGACCCUUCCUUCUUGAUGCUUUGGCCAUUUUUCUCUAUGAUUAUGCCACGAGGAAUUUUAAUGUGACAAGGGUUGUCGUGGAAGUAGGUGAACCCCAAGUUCCCUGAGUCAACCCUUUGGUUGCUUAAAUCAGUGGUUCUCAAAGUAUGGUUCCAAAGCAGUGGCUCUUGGAGCCUUGGAAGAAGUGAGCUUUUUAGGCUCCAUCUCAAAUCUACUAAGUCAGCAACUCCAGGGGCUGGGGCCCGGCAAGCCAUAUUGUAACAAAGCCUCCUGCUGACUGAUGCAGACUGAAGUUGAGAGUGACUAUAAGGCAAAUCCAGCCGUCAGUGUUCUCACACUAAGGGGCCAAAUAAGAAGAUGCUAGGUCCUAAUCCAGACUUCAACGUGAAUUUCAAAAGUCACCUUUCUCAUCCUUCUGUGUGUUUGUUUUGCCUUUGGUCUGAACAAAGGAGAAGUAUGUGUGCUUCUGGGCAGAAGUUAGGGGAGUGUUUGCAUCUUUGCAAGUCGGACAGCUUUCCGAGAAAAAUCUCCUGCCCUGAAACUUCCACCUGCAAACUGAGGGGCUUUGCCAGAGGAAAGCAAUUGGAGGUCUCUUCCAGAUUCCUCUUCUGCUGGGAAACUUGUGUCUAUUCUGAGCCUGUUUCUGAUGAUGUCAUCAGACGGUGAAAAAUGUCACUUUGUUUCCAUGACAAUGUGUUCUCCCAGCAAGAUCCCUCCCUUGAUUUGAGCUAUAAAGGGCACUGCUGGCCUUGAGAACCUGGUCAGAACCCCUUCCCCAAGACAGCGAGCAGGUGCAGGGCUCCAGGACCCCAGGUCAGCCCCUCAGCUCACAGGAGAGAGUUGUACGUGAGUGAACACGGUGCGGGGUACCUACGCCUACAGCCCAGACUUUCCCCACAUUGCAACCUGGACAUGGAGCCACUCAGCCAAGGCGAGAGAAUAAAAUACUUUUUUAAAGAAUCUGAAAAGAGCUUUGUAUCUCAGAGCCACAGUUGAGCAGAUGGGAAUGAGGGAAGCGAGGCUGUCUAGAGCUGGGUUUGUUUCCAGUGUGUCAACUUCCUCUGGGAGAGAGAGCAUAGUGAAACUUUGGAGUUCUUCUGAGUUCUGGAACUAAGACUCUAGGAAAGACUGGGGCCUAGGGAAAGCCAGUGCAAAGUGAUUGCCCUAAACCCACCCCUCAGUCCCCAGAAGGCUGAUGAGGGGCCCUUUAGCAAUCUCCUGUGGGGUCUCCCUGCUUCCGGCCAUUUCUGAGAAUGUCCAUACUAAGAGGAUAAGGCCAGUCUCUGGGCUACUGCUGUGCAGUGGCUUCCCAUUUCCUAAUGUUGUUGUUUGUUUUUAACAAAGCCCCUGCUAGCAUCCUCCCCGCCCCUCCUGUUUCAGGCAGCAGUGUCUGUGUAAUGGAGUCUUUCUCAGAUGCGUGGCACUCCUCAGGUGGAGGGUGGGCCGGAAUGUUUGCAACACUUUUAAUUUAUUGAGUGCAAAACCCCAAACCAGGAUAUGUGUGUCUCUGUGUGUUUAUGUUCUUUUCUCAUCUGACCCACCUCUCUUUCAACCAACCCCCCUUUUUGUAACUACUGUAGAAAAAGCAAAGCCAGAUCUGGAAAGCAAACUGUUGUAUAUAGUUGCGGUAACAAUCAUGAAGAGACCUGGGCUGUCCCCUCAGUCAGUCAUUUGAGAAACACAUUGGUUGAAAACUGAAUUCGUGCCGAGGCCAGCUGAAGAGGCCUUCCUCCAUCACCACGGAGGCCCCUCCCCCAGGCCCUCUGUCCACCAGGCGUGUCUCCUCCCAGCGAGAUUCAUCUGUUCGAUGCCAUUUGCGUUUCAAUAAAGUUAUCUCCUGUAUUGUCC
Molecule: messenger RNA, 12689 nt
Organism: Lepus europaeus (European hare)
Lineage: Eukaryota; Metazoa; Chordata; Mammalia; Lagomorpha; Leporidae
Gene: NAV1
Product: neuron navigator 1
Exons: 31
Coding region: 69-6536 (2155 amino acids)
Biological process (GO): microtubule bundle formation; neuron migration; neurogenesis
Cellular component (GO): microtubule cytoskeleton; axon initial segment
Molecular function (GO): ATP hydrolysis activity
Source: RefSeq, a predicted model, not a curated record